This is a messenger RNA of Trichoderma citrinoviride, 840 nucleotides long. RefSeq names its product NAD(P)-binding protein. The coding region runs from base 1 to 840 and encodes 279 amino acids. The record is from RefSeq and is a predicted model, not a curated record. Gene Ontology annotation, molecular function: methyltransferase activity. The transcript has 4 exons. Lineage: Eukaryota; Fungi; Ascomycota; Sordariomycetes; Hypocreales; Hypocreaceae.
AUGAGCGCUCAGGACAUUUACGCCGAAGUGGGCAAGCGAUACUCGGCUGCUGCAGAAGGCGUCGAAGCCCAGUAUGCCUCUUCUGUCGCAAAGGCCUUUGGAUACUCAGUGGAAGAGCUAUCAGACAUCCCUCAGAGUGCCAACCUUGGCCUCUCUUGCGGUAAUCCCCUUGCAAUGGCCACUCUCCGUGAAGGAGAGACUGUCGUUGACCUUGGGAGCGGUGCCGGGUUUGACGUUUUCCUUGCCGCCAAUAAAGUUGGUCCAAAGGGUCGAGUGAUUGGCGUGGACAUGAACGAGGAUAUGCUUAGAAAAGCCGAGGAAUUAAAAGCUUCCUCCGGCAAGCACAACGUCGAGUUCGUCAAGUCGCAAAUCACACAUAUUGCUCUCGAGGACGGCAUCGCAGACUGCAUCAUCUCCAACUGCGUCGUCAAUCUUGCCCCAGAAGAAGAGAAGCAGCUCGUCUUCAACGAAAUUUUCCGUCUGCUGAAGCCCGGUGGACGAGUUGCCAUUUCGGAUAUCCUUGCCAAGAGCGCACUGCCGGAGAAGAUUAGGAAGAGCAUGGCCCUGUACGUUGGGUGCAUUGCUGGAGCGAGCCAAGUGGGCAUGUACCGAAAGUAUUUGAGGGAAGCUGGUUUCCACGGCGUUGUUAUACAGGAUACAGGAAAUGACUUGAAUGUCUACCACAGGACGGCUGUGGGCGACUCUGCUAGCGAUGGCACCGCUCGAGAUGCUUACGACCGGGGGCAAGAGGCGUCUUGCUGUGCAAAAGGCUGUUCCAGUGCGACAGAAGAUGACUUGAUCAUCAAAGAUGUGGACUUUAAUAAAUGGACUGGUAGGUGA